GGCGGAUUUUCAGUUGAGGAGGAUUUAAUCUGGGUGGUGUUUAGAGUCCGCUGUAAGAUAACUCAGCGGCAGAAAGGAAAGAAGCAGGACUCCUCUUUACUCUUGUUUGGAAAACGCGAGCGUAAUAAGUCUACAUCCUGCAUAUGCUUCUUUGCGUUGUGAAGGUAUAAAAUGAAGAUCCCUUGUUAUGAGGCUACCAAGGCCAGCAAUAUGGAGAAAAGCUCUGAGUCCAAAGUGGUCCACCUCAAGCCCUCCCCAGUGAAGGAACCAAUCCCCAUCAAAGCUCAGUGUUCCCCAGCAGAAGUGGCCAAAGUGUUGUUCUCCAUCGAGGAUGCCAGUGUGGUCCACGACAAGGAGAACAGCACCGGCAGGGAGCAUGACCAGAGUCUGGAUGAAAUCUUUGAGGACAGCGGCUAUUUGUCUCAGCAAAACAGCCAGAUUCAUUCCCACCAUGGGGAGGAAGAGGAGGAGCACAGCCCAGGAGAACCAGCAGCAACUCCAUCUGCUGCAGCCACACGACAAGAAAAGACGGCGACACCAACUAGUUCUCCCUCCAAAUGUCAAGGGAGAAACAACUUCAGUCGUCCAGCUUCUCUGGUGGUAGUUUCCACUCCUGUGGGUUGUUCUAGGAGACCAGCAGCAUAUUCGCUGUCGUCCACCCCCUCAGACCCUCACAGCGACCCCAAUCUGCCUGUACUGAAUUUCCAGCGGGCUGUGUGUGAAGAGCUGUCUAAGAGCUAUAAGAAGAACAGGAAGUAUGACUGGAGCAUCGUUACAAAGGUAGCAGAGGAUCACCUCUUGGAUCGGGUGAUUGGAGGUCAGAUGGGCGUGGAGUAUCUCGACAUUUUCACAUCUCUGCUGUCCAGAAACAUGAAAAGCAUCCUGACCAGCAUCUUGGCCCUGCUGGGAGACCUGGACCUCAUUAGCUGUAAGAAGGUGAGCAGAACAUGGAGGAAGAUCAUCGGUGAGGAUACAGCAGCUCUGAGCAGGUGUCAGCAGGCAGAGCAAGCACUCAGGGAGUCCAGGAGCUCUCUGAGACAGAAGGGUUGUGGUCUGACUAGAGAGGUGGCUGUAUCCAGGGUGGUGUUGUCCUGCAUGCAGACCCUAGCCUUCUCCAACACUUCUUCCACCCCGAGCUGCAGAACCAGCAGACGGACGGUUCCUGCUCAGAAGAGCAACACGGCCAGCUCUCCGUGCACACGCUUCACUGAAUACAUGCAGGCUGCCAGCACUCUGAAGCAGCACGAGUCUCUGCGUCCCUGCAGGCGCUGUGGUUCUCCUGCAACUCAUUCAACUGAGGUCCAGCAGGCCGUCUGCACCAACUCCAGCUGUCGGUUCAACUUCUGCACUCGCUGCCAGGAAGCCUUCCACGGCUCCACCCCAUGCCGAACGGUGCAGCCCCGACUCCGUGUUCCCACCCCCAAGACGACCUCCAAGACCACCCCGAUCGUCCCGGGUACCAGGAGGAGCACCAGGCGGCUGUGAUGGUAGUUCUACUGGAACAGAGUCUCCUGUAGCUCUGUCUCAACUUAAACACUUGGGAAAGCUUUUACAAAAGCUCACCCUGGAAUCAUUUUAUUACUUGCACUUUGACUGGAAGCACUGCUGGGACAAUCAACCAGAGAGUGGCCUGAUGGAACGGUUGUCUGAGCAGCAAAAACACCUGAUGGCCAAAAAGAAAUGGAAACUGCUUUAAAGCUCACAUUUUUAUUCUAUUUUAUAAUGAAAUGGAUGUAAAUAUAUUGUAUUAUCACUUUUAAAGAGUCUUACUGAUGUUUUAUAAUAAAUGGUGAUCUUCAAGAGGUCUGUAGAAAUUCACAUUUACUGCUUUUGUAUUGUUUGUAAAUAGACUUUUCAUAAAAAUUAAA
Molecule: messenger RNA, 1868 nt
Organism: Acanthochromis polyacanthus (spiny chromis)
Lineage: Eukaryota; Metazoa; Chordata; Actinopteri; Pomacentridae
Gene: fbxo5
Product: F-box protein 5
Exons: 6
Coding region: 172-1485 (437 amino acids)
Biological process (GO): regulation of mitotic nuclear division; negative regulation of meiotic nuclear division
Cellular component (GO): nucleus
Molecular function (GO): zinc ion binding; protein binding
Source: RefSeq, a predicted model, not a curated record